AUUUAGUUACAGCAGCAAUGUGUUCAGGCAUGAUGCCUGGAUGGUAUGGAUGCAUAUUUGUUGUCAAAAUCCAUGUUAUGCAUAUUUACAGGACAGAAAAGUAAUGUUCAUCUGCAGCUCUGUCACAACGCAUCCGUGACUACGUUUCCCACAAGGCGUUUCGGUGUACGUCAUAACUCUGCGCAGCGCUAAAGUGGCUUUAUAGAAGAGGUUGUUUUACCGGCCGCUCACCUGAAUUCCCCGCUGCUGCUCUCAUCAUGACUAAACUUCUGGAGUGGCUGCUCGGCGUGUCGCUGGUGUUAUCAGCCUGGGCUGUGGUGUCUUUCGACCUGUUGGAGCUGAGCCUGCCGCAGACCUAUAGAGAGGUGGCCUGGCCGAUGCCCUUGUACCUGCUGGUCACUUUUGGCUGCUACUCCCUGGCUACGGUGGGAUACCGGGUGGCAACCUUCAAUGACUGUGAUGAGGCGUCUGCCGAGCUGCAGGGGCAGAUACAGGAAGCCAAACAGGACUUAAGGAAAAAGGGCUUAAAGAUAUAGGACUUCACAGGAACUAUGUAUUUGUUUUUGAGAGAUUGAAAGGGAUGCAUGGACUACUCUCAAACACAACCUGACAGAACAAAUGUUGUUGUUUAGGAUGUGUGAAAUGUGUUGGAUGAAACUCCACUUUGAACUUGUACACUCUUUUUUGUUUUCAGCAUACAUUGUAUGAUCAUCUAUCAUAAUAACCAUUUAUGCAGCAGUGUUAGUCAUUAUUUAGUGUCAUCUCUUACAGAUGAAAUAUUGAUCAGGUAUGCUACUGGAAAUUUGUAAAUUAACAGCCUGAUAGCUAUUUCUAUGAAGCAACUUAGCAUUUAACAACACCAUAUUCAGUUUGAGUCAGUUCAUAGCAGGUGGUUUUACUGACAUCUUAAACCAGAUAAAACACGCUAAAUUGUGAAAGGUGCUUUGUAUGGUUACAAACUACACAUGGAUAAACUCCCCUGAAAAUCACUGCUCUGCUUAAUUCUCCUUUUUUAAAAGUUGCCCAUCAUUGGAAUGCUAACAAAUGGAACCAAAAGGUCACUGGGACAAACUCACUAAGGACUGUUACCACUGGGAAUGUUCAGACCUUUCAAUCUGUAUCAAAUCCAAACUAGUACUACACAGUGGGGACCUUGUUGUGUGUGGGUAGGGCUGUUGUCGCCUGUAUGUAUAGAUGCACUAGAUUUUAUCUGUAAAGUGUACAUUCCAUUGUAUAAUUUCAGAUGCACGCCCUUUGGCUAUAUCUGAAACAAAAUUAAAAUGGAGUCUAUUUUUCUGCUCACAAA
Eleginops maclovinus (Patagonian blennie) is the source of this 1306-nucleotide messenger RNA. It is a transcript of the gene dpm3, whose product is annotated as dolichyl-phosphate mannosyltransferase subunit 3, regulatory. Gene Ontology annotation, cellular component: dolichol-phosphate-mannose synthase complex; endoplasmic reticulum membrane. The record is from RefSeq and is a predicted model, not a curated record. The coding region runs from base 258 to 536 and encodes 92 amino acids. NCBI's taxonomy places the organism in Eukaryota, Metazoa, Chordata, Actinopteri, Perciformes, Eleginopidae. Gene Ontology annotation, biological process: GPI anchor biosynthetic process. The transcript has 2 exons.